This is a messenger RNA of Terrapene triunguis (Three-toed box turtle), 651 nucleotides long. It is a transcript of the gene CORO2B, whose product is annotated as coronin 2B. The transcript is spliced from 4 exons. Gene Ontology annotation, biological process: actin filament organization. The record is from RefSeq and is a predicted model, not a curated record. The coding region runs from base 232 to 651 and encodes 139 amino acids. Lineage: Eukaryota; Metazoa; Chordata; Testudines; Emydidae. Gene Ontology annotation, molecular function: actin filament binding.
ACGCUGACAUCACUGCAGCCAUCAGUGCAAGGACAGCUUCAUCAGCCUGCCUGGGAGGGAGGCGGCGAAGGAGGAGGGCUGGUCCCCAGCUCUUCCUGUGACCACUGACGCCGAUUCCUCUGCAGGGGGAGAGGAGAAAACACACAACCCAACCCAACAACCCCACCCCGGCAGCAGCGUCCCCUGCCCGGUUGCCUUUGCCUGCUUGCACCGGGGCCCCACCGUUCCUGCAUGACUGUCACCAAGAUGUCAUGGCGUCCGCAGUAUCGCAGUUCAAAGUUUCGAAAUGUCUAUGGGAAAGUGGCAAACCGAGAGCACUGCUUUGAUGGGAUUCCAAUUACCAAGAAUGUUCAUGACAACCACUUCUGUGCUGUUAAUGCCAAGUUCCUCGCCAUAGUAACGGAGAGUGCUGGCGGAGGGUCCUUUCUUGUCAUUCCACUGGAACAAACCGGUCGGAUCGAACCAAACUACCCAAAAGUCUGCGGUCACCAGGGCAACGUGCUUGACAUCAAGUGGAAUCCUUUUAUUGAAAACAUCAUAGCUUCUUGCUCAGAAGACACCUCGGAGAGCUCCUCCUUCCCCAACCUAACAGAUUCUGCCAGCACAGGGAGGGUCCUGAGCCAAAGGCAGACCACUCUGCCCCUCCCGUAA